AUGUCGACCCCCGUCGCAUCCAGCUUGAGCGUCCCGACUACGCAGAACACCGCGCCCGUGAUCAAGUUCCGAUGCCUGUUCACCCAUGAUAUGCGGCGCAAAGCCAAACGCUGGCAGGAUGGAUAUCUGAGGUUUCACACGUUCAAUAAGCGGGCUAUGGUUUACGAUACUACGGGCAACUUCGUUGGAGACCUGCAUUGGCGCCAUGAGGAAAGCAUUCAGGACGGCGAUGAGUUGGAGCUGGACCGAGGCGUGAUAAUCCAGGUCUGCGAGCCAAUGGAGAAAACGGAGACAGAUCUCUCGGCUCUCUACGCGAAGAAGUCUAGUCAAGGAUCUCCGUCACGUCCGGCAGGUCCGCCGACCCCCUCCGUUCGCUCGUCCACCCCCUUACGAUCGUCGCUCUCCUCGCAACCGUCGCGGUCGUUAAAUGACCUGCUGGGGAUCAAGAAGACCCCGAUCGCGCAUCUAGUUUCUCCCCACGAAGGUAGAACCCCGCCAAGGCCACAGAAGGUUGAUCAACAAGUGUCUCAGCCAGCUCCAAAGCGCCAAAAGACGGCUUGCUCCGACAGUCGACCGCGCGAGUCACUGCCUAAUGCUUCACGUCCAGAUCAUCCUGAGGUCAUCGACCUAUCCGACCCACUCGACACUACAGAGCAGGACCCAGCGUCGCAACACGGCCCCUCUCACGUUGGGAAACCGCGGAAGGAUCCGAAUCCCUCCAGAGUCAAGUCCAGUUCUUUGUCGACGUCCGCUCCCAAGCCGAGAGACACCGCCGAGACCCUUGGGAUUGAGAGACCCCAGUCAGCUACUGGUAACGUUUCAAAGGCUUCAUCACGGAUUCCGCCAGACAAACCUGUUAACAAGCUACGUCUGUCAAACGAAAAGCCGCGUAAAAAGUUGAUGUACAGCGCGCUUUUGCCUACCCAGGCAUCCUCGAAAGCGCCCACCACGGCAGCGGUAUCGGCAAGGACAAAUGGGCUCGCGUGGGGCAAGUCGCAAAAUGCCCCAGCACCGAGCGCCGAUCGCAUUGCGACAAACUUUGAUUUCACACCAUCCGCCUCCACGCAGUUUGUCCUUGAUGAAAUGAUUGAUGACUCGGUACAAUCCAAGACCACGACUCCCUCAAAAUCUACAUCCUCUGGACCAUCGGCACCAUCUCCAUUGCUUUCAGCCGCAGUCUGUCACAGUGCUCAGGCACAGGGUCUCCCGCCGAGCAGAUCUCUGACCGGACUUCGCAAAUCGUAUUCAGAUCCUACCACAUUAACAAGCGCUAGCUUUCAACGUCGAACGGCCUGCUCCAAAAGUCCAUUAAACCAGCACAAUGAUGAUACCAACCACGAGCAAGGUCCAUGGACGACCGAAGCUCUCGAUCUUUUUGAUUUCUGGCCGCCGGGACGUCCCAAGCCCGGCUAG
Messenger RNA from Aspergillus steynii IBT 23096, 1413 nucleotides. RefSeq lists its product as uncharacterized. Bases 1 to 1413 code for a protein of 470 amino acids. NCBI's taxonomy places the organism in Eukaryota, Fungi, Ascomycota, Eurotiomycetes, Eurotiales, Aspergillaceae. Gene Ontology annotation, biological process: double-strand break repair. The transcript is spliced from 2 exons. The record is from RefSeq and is a predicted model, not a curated record. Gene Ontology annotation, cellular component: site of double-strand break; nucleus.